AUGGUUUUUUGCUCUUUUUUGUCCAAAAGAAGUUGCUUUUUCCACCGAGGAUUGCAUUUAGGUAAGCACUUCUCUUGCCCAAAUAGUGAAGACAUUGUAUUCAGAGCAAUUUGUGUUAAUUUAAAGCAUAGAAGAUGGAAAUUCUUGGAUCAAGUGUUCUCAAGUCUCACAAAUGCAUUGGUGAGUCGUGUUGUUGGCGAGUUUCAGAACUCACCUCAGUUAGCCUUGGAAUUUUACGAUUGGGUUGGGGAGAAAAAAGGGUUCCCACUCUCAUUGACAUCGCGUUGUGCUCUAAUUCAUGUGUUGGUCAAGUCGAGGCGAUUCGAUGAUGCAUUGUCUCUAAUGGAGAAAUUAAUAUAUGUAAAUGGAAUGAUCCCAAUGGAAGUUUUGGAUGGUUUGUUGGAUAGUUAUGAAAUUUGUAAGUCAUGUCCAGCCGUCUUUGAUGCAUUGGUUAGAGCUUGCACUCGAUGUGGUGCAACCGAAGGUGCUUACUUAGUCAUUAAGAAGUUGAGAAUGGAGGGUCGUCUUGUUACUAUUCAUGCUUGGAAUAAUUUUUUGAGUCAACUAUUGAAGUUAAAUGAAAUUGUUAGAUUUUGGAACAUGUAUAAGGAAAUGAUUUCUUACGGGUAUAUUGAGAAUGUGAAUACUUUUAACUUGGUUGUAUAUGCUCUUUGUAAGGAAUGUAAAUUGCUAGAAGCUAUUUCGACAUUUUAUCGGAUGUUGAAGAGUGGGAUCCUGCCUAAUAUUGUUACUUUCAACAUGAUAAUAGAUGGAGCUUGUAGGGUGGGUGGCAUAGAGCUUGCUUUGAAGCUAGUUGAAAAGAUGGGAGUAAUGUCAGAGAACUUUGUUUCGCCCAACACUGUAACUUAUAAUUCUAUCAUUAACGGGUUUUGCAAAUUAGGGAAAGUUGCGUUUGCAGAAGAGGUCCUUAAUGAUAUGAUUAAGGCAGGUGUCAAGCCUGAUGUAAGGUCUUAUGCAGCAAUGAUAGAUGGUUAUGCACGAGGAGGGUGUUUGGAGGAGGCAUUAAGAUUGUGUGAUGAAAUGGUGGAAAGGGGCUUGAUGCCUAAUACAGUUGUUUAUAAUUCAAUCCUCCAUUGGCUUUACUCAGAAGGUGAUAUUGGGGGAUCUUCUUUAGUAUUAUCGGACAUGAUUGACAAGCAUGUAUUCCCUGAUCAAUUCACCUACUCUACUCUUAUACAGGGGCUUUGCAGAAAUGGAUAUAUGAUGCAAGCUUUUAAAUUUCAUUGCCAGAUUAUGGAAAAGAAUGUUAUUGAAGACACAUUCUCACACAAUAUUCUCAUCAAUUACCUUUGUAAAAGCAAUGAUUUAUCAGGAGCCAUGCAACUUGUGGGUAGCAUGUUCAUCCAUGGUUUAAUUCCUGACUUGGUCACGUAUGGUGCUUUAAUUGAUGGGUAUUGCAAGGAAGGGAAACUAGGAAGUGCUGUUUGGGUCUACGAAAAGAUGAAGGUGGAGAAAAAGCCCAACAUAGUGAUAUAUAACUCUAUUCUUAAUGGAUUGUGCAAGGAUAUGUCAAUGGAUGCUGCAAGAUGGAUGAUAGAUUCAUUAAAGAGUCUGGGUUUACCUGAUGCUGUAACAUAUAAUACUCUCAUUAACGGUUAUUGCAGCUGUGGUAAUAUGGACGAGGCAUUUUCUCUGUUAAUGGAGAUGCGAAAGGUAGGGAGGUUUGUAAACACAGUAACUUACAAUACAUUGAUAAACUUUCUUUGCAAGUGUGGGUGCAUUCAACAAGCAAAAGAACUAACGAAGAGAAUGGUUCUAGAUGGCCUGAUUCCUGAUUUUAUAACAUACACGAUGCUCAUUACAUGUUCUGCUAAGAAUUGUAGCGCAGAUGAAGUUAUUGAAUUGCAUGACUCCAUGGUGCUUAACGGAGUGGUUCCUUCCCGACAGACAUAUCAAGCUAUUGUCAGACCCCUCCUUGGGGAAGAAAAUGAGGAGACAAGAGUUUAGUUUUUAUAUUUUCUUACUCAUGUUAGUUCAGUUGCCUUUGAUUUUUUCCCCCUUCUUUCUUAUUCAUUGUCAUUAGAUGAUGAACAACUGAGAACUUUUUCUUUAUGUCAAAUAAAUAUAGAGAUUUCGCCUAUGGUGUGGAUUUUAGUGAAUUAUGCAGCUGUCGAACACGACAGGUUGCUAAUUUAUGCCAUUGUAUGUAUUAUUAUGUGAAAUUUUCUACUUGAAAAACAGUUUUAGGAAAA
This is a messenger RNA of Gossypium arboreum, 2213 nucleotides long. Its product is annotated as pentatricopeptide repeat-containing protein At1g11710, mitochondrial. The record is from RefSeq and is a predicted model, not a curated record. Gene Ontology annotation, molecular function: protein binding. The transcript has a single exon. NCBI's taxonomy places the organism in Eukaryota, Viridiplantae, Streptophyta, Magnoliopsida, Malvales, Malvaceae. The coding region runs from base 1 to 1968 and encodes 655 amino acids.